AUGGAUGUGGUAAAUAAUUUGUUUGUACUGAUCGAUCGUGAUGGAAAGGCUUUGAAAUUAGAUCGAGAUGUUGAAAUUAUGAACAAAUGGCUGCAGCGUAUAAGCACUGUUUCAACUAAUUAUUCAACUGCCAUGUUUUCAAUUCUCAUAUUAUAUCUUGCAUCACCGGGUAUUCCAAUAAUUUUGGACAUGGUCUCACCGCUGAAUAGAACCCGUGAACGGAUAUAUUUAUAUCAGACAGAGUAUUUCAUCGAUCAACAAGAGUAUUACCUUCAUAUCUUGAUACAUGCAUAUAUGACUGUGCCUAUUUCAGUGGCUGUUCUCGUAUACUUCGAUAACGUCCUCGGAACGAAGGUCCAUCAUGCUUGUGCCAUGUUCGAGAUACUCAGUACUUAUUUAGAAAACAUUAACGCUCGAAAAAUAACUACAAGAGGUGAUAAAAAAAUGUCCCAUGCAGUACGCCAUUACAUAGUACACUGUAUAAAAAUGCAUAAAGAUAUUUUGCAAUUUUCAAAUAAAUUGGAAUCUUCAGUUUCAUUAGCUUGGCUAAUAAUAUUAUUUUAUAGUUUGACUAUAAUUUCUGUAACGGGUACGGUGACAGUCAUGAAGUUGAAUCAACCGAGUGAAGCAUUUAAAUUUUUUGCAUUUACUAUCGGCGCAGUUUUUCAUCUUUUUUACACGAGUUUUCAAGGCCAAGAACUAUUACAACAAAGUGAACGAGUUUUUCAUGCUAUAUUUGCGGAUGAAAUGGACGCAUCCUAUAGUACUGCAUGGUUUGUAUUACUGACUAUUUGUCUUGUGGGACUUACUUUCACUGGAACGGCGACCGUAUUAAAACUGAAAGAAACAAGUGAAGCAAUAAAAUUCAUAGCAUUUUCUUCAGGGCACAUUUUUCAUCUUUUUUUCACAAGUUUUCAAGGUCAACUGCUCAUAGAAAAGAGUGAAGCGAUUUUCUAUUCAACUUAUAGUUCGGAGUGGUACAAUAUGCCGCUUUUUUAUAAAAAACUUCUCAUCCCAAUAAUGGUGAGAAGUAUGACACCCUGCAGAAUAUCUGCUGGAAAAGUAUAUAUUUUGUCAAUGGAUACAUUCAGUUCCGUAAUUCAAAAGGCAAUGUCUUUUUUCACGGUCCUCUCGUCAAUGCGUUGA
Messenger RNA from Microplitis demolitor, 1146 nucleotides. RefSeq lists its product as uncharacterized. The coding region runs from base 1 to 1146 and encodes 381 amino acids. The transcript has 10 exons. Gene Ontology annotation, molecular function: odorant binding; olfactory receptor activity. Gene Ontology annotation, biological process: detection of chemical stimulus involved in sensory perception of smell; sensory perception of smell. Lineage: Eukaryota; Metazoa; Arthropoda; Insecta; Hymenoptera; Braconidae. Gene Ontology annotation, cellular component: plasma membrane. The record is from RefSeq and is a predicted model, not a curated record.